CAGGAGUGCAAAGAAACAGACUGGUUUCCACAGAAAGUCUUCUCAUAAAUAAACUGUGCCUCGGUUAUUCUCUCCCCCCCCCCACUUCGAGAGAAGUUGGUAGUUUCCAUUCUUUGGGCGAGGCGCCGCUCGCCAGGACGGCACCUGAGGUGCGCGCAGAGUUCAGAGCGGGGAUCGGCGCGCAAAGGGAGGACCGACUGUGAGCGGCGGCUUGUCCGACGAGGAGGCGACUGGAGCUCUCGCGACGGGGCUGGGGGGGCUUUGAAGAGAAGGAAGUUGCCGAAGUCCCACUCGCCUUCCUUCCCCCCCCCCCCGUUUUGCCUGCGGACCGUGUCUCAAGUCCGAGCGAGCGGGGUGGAAAUGGAGACUCGGACGACACACCGGCCGGCCAUGCUGUCCCUGCUGUGGCUCUUGGGGAGCGCCUGGUUCUUAGAUCCAGCCACGGCGAUGCAAGUCACAGUGUUGAAUCCCUUCAAUGUGGUCAUCCUAUUUCAGCCGGUCACUCUGCAGUGCAACUACCAGACCACGGCCACCCAGCCACCUAUUGUCUUGUGGAAGUACAGAUCUUACUGUCGGAGCCGCCUGGCGGACGCUUUCAACCCCAACAGCCAAGAGAGCCAGAUAACCAACCAGCUGCAGCAGAACAACCCCGGAUACAAUCCCUAUGUGGAAUGCCAGGAUAGUUCCAGGACUGUGCGUGUGGUGGCUACCAAACAAGGCAACACUGUGACCCUUGGGGACUUCUACCAGGGCCGGCGCAUCACCAUCACGAAUAAUGCUGACCUCAGCAUAGAGCAGACAGCUUGGGGUGACAGUGGGGUGUACUACUGCAUUGUGACAUCCUCACAAGACUUGCAAGGCAACAACGAAGCCUACGCUGAGCUUAUUGUGUUGGGCAAAUCCUCCGAUGUCUCAGAGCUUUUGCCAGGCUUUCAGAUAGGGAAUAUGGAAGACUGGCUCUUUGUCAUCUUGGUGGUGCUGGGCUUCUUUCUCGUUUUGCUGCUCUGUGGGAUCUGCUGGUGCCAGUGCUGUCCGCACACGUGCUGCUGCUACGUCCGAUGCCCCUGCUGCCCAGAGAAGUGCUGCUGCCCUAAAGCACUCUACCUUGCGGGGAAAGCAGCAACUACUGGAGUCCCCAGCGUUUAUGCACCCAGCCUCUAUGCAUCCAACAACCAGUUGAGACCAGGCCCGCCAUCCGCUAUGGUCCCCAUGGCCCCAAUGCCUCCCAUUUACAAUGGCUAUGGAAUGGAGUAUGAUGGAGCCAGCUCAGUUGGUGGAAACAGUUCCCAGGUGCCUCUUCUGAGGGAUACAGAUAGCAUUGCAAAUGCUGCUGUGCGCAGCGGCUACCGCAUCCAAGCCAACCAGCAGGAUGACUCCAUGCGGGUGCUGUACUACAUGGAAAAGGAGCUGGCCAACUUUGACCCCACUCGCCCUGGCCAGCCUAAUGGGAGGCUUGAGAAAGCCUCUGUGAUGAGUGAACUAAGCUCUCUGCACGAGGAUGAUAGGCGUUACGAGCUGCGUCAGGGCCUGGGGCGGCUACGAGGCCAGGCCAUGUCUCCCAUCAGCGACGUGGAGGAGGAGAGCUUCCGGGGCAGUGAGAACAGGCGCUUGCUGACCCCUGCCCGGCGUGACCGCUAUGAGGACUCCCCACCACAGAGCUAUGCUCGGCGCCCGCGUUCCCGCUCCAUGGAUGCUCUAGAUGAUUUGGACCGGGACCCCUACCCUGCCCGGCCCCGAAGUCGGGGCCGCCACGGUUCAGAUAACGAGUGGCAUCACCGUGACUAUUCGCCAGACUCCCGCAAUGACUAUGAGCGCUAUGGCGGACGGCGAAGCCGGAGCAGGGAUGAUCUGCGGGACCUGGAGCGACCCCGCUAUGAUGACCGGCUCCUGGAGGAAGCGCUGCGCAAGAAGCAACGGGCAGGCAGCCGGGAGGAGCUGGAUCAAGCGAGUGCCUCGAGCGGAAGAUCUGGCAACAGGAAAAACCGAGAUGAUGAUAGCAAUGGCUUUCCGCCUCCGCCACCUCCUUAUACGGAAACGGAGUCUGUCUCUUCCCGCGGCAAGAACGACCGCAAGCUCCGGAGGAAUCAUGCUGUCAGCAGGGAAAGUUUGGUUGUUUAACGCCUUCCAUUUCCAUGCCUCUUCCCUGGGUGGAUGAGAAGAGGUCCCAUGCCUUUGAUGGCUACAGCAAGCGUCUCAGCUUGUCAGCAGCCAUUUUACUCUGGAGGAUUCUUACGGUGGAGCAAGCGGUGUUCCUGUGCACCCAGCUGUCAACAGGACAGGGGAACGGAAUGACACUUGAGGACCUGACCGCUCUGUGCCUAACUUCAACUCCAUCGCAUCUAGGUUAAGAUUCUUAAGGAGUUUCAGUACCAAAUUUGCACUGCAGGAGAACACUUAAAAUCCUCUUUGGUACUCCUUUUAAACUUCAGGCCUAGUUUUCUAUUUUCACAUGUAGUGAUUUGGUCAGAGGAGACUUGAAAUAUGAUCCUCCAGUACUGGAAACAGAAAGAAAUGGUCUUAUUCCACUGAAUGCCACACGGGGGAUCUACCUGUGUGGGUUUUUUUUUUUCUUUUAUAAUUUUUAAGAUGAUUCCAAAGAGGAACCACUCAACUGUGUAACCCUUUUCACCUAGGUUUUAAAGUGUGAUAUUUGGGGGAGGGGGAAUACUUUUUUUUAAAGUAAAGAACUGGUGGUGCUAUAAAUAUUCUGAAAUGAUCAGCAGCCAGAGUUUUCCAUUUGUGUAAAGUUUUUAAUUACUCUUUUAUAGAAAUUAAAAUAAAAUGAGUAGAAUGGCA
This is a messenger RNA of Elgaria multicarinata webbii, 2796 nucleotides long. RefSeq names its product lipolysis stimulated lipoprotein receptor (gene LSR). Gene Ontology annotation, biological process: establishment of blood-brain barrier; tricellular tight junction assembly. Gene Ontology annotation, cellular component: tricellular tight junction; plasma membrane. The record is from RefSeq and is a predicted model, not a curated record. The transcript has 10 exons. Bases 361 to 2118 code for a protein of 585 amino acids. Lineage: Eukaryota; Metazoa; Chordata; Lepidosauria; Squamata; Anguidae.